AUGGCCCACAUCUUGUGCAUUUUGGCACUUCUGUGUUUUGCGUCACGUGUUGUGGAAAACACAGAGACUGAGCAGGAAUUGAAAGACCUCCAACUUCAGCAAGAUUCACUGUCAUGGCUUGACAAAUUACAGGAAAGGCAGGAAUCAACAACAAAGCAAAACUUAGUAGACUUGUUUUAUAAACUCUUCAAAUCUGAAAAUGGAAUAACCCUCCAAGGACCUGCAGACACAGAGAAAAAGGAGAAGAAUCGACGUGGACUGUAUGGCAGGACAACUCAGUCUCGCAGAGCUGGCUGUAAAGUCUUCUUCUGGAAAUCCUGGACAUCCUGCUAA
Morone saxatilis (striped sea-bass) is the source of this 333-nucleotide messenger RNA. RefSeq names its product somatostatin-1-like. Gene Ontology annotation, biological process: regulation of cell migration. Gene Ontology annotation, molecular function: hormone activity. The record is from RefSeq and is a predicted model, not a curated record. Gene Ontology annotation, cellular component: extracellular region. NCBI's taxonomy places the organism in Eukaryota, Metazoa, Chordata, Actinopteri, Moronidae. The coding region runs from base 1 to 333 and encodes 110 amino acids. The transcript has 2 exons.